Messenger RNA from Peromyscus californicus insignis, 6261 nucleotides. It is a transcript of the gene Slc6a6, whose product is annotated as solute carrier family 6 member 6. Gene Ontology annotation, molecular function: taurine:sodium symporter activity. The transcript has 16 exons. NCBI's taxonomy places the organism in Eukaryota, Metazoa, Chordata, Mammalia, Rodentia, Cricetidae. The coding region runs from base 367 to 2262 and encodes 631 amino acids. Gene Ontology annotation, cellular component: plasma membrane. The record is from RefSeq and is a predicted model, not a curated record. Gene Ontology annotation, biological process: sodium ion transmembrane transport; neurotransmitter transport; taurine transmembrane transport.
CCAGCAGGAUGGGUGAUGCGGAGAGCUGCCUGUUCAGACAACAGACACGCGAGGUCAGGGAGAAGCCGCUUAUAAAUUACCGCUUCCUCCGCGCUGCCGCCAGCGUCGUGCUCCGGGACCUGCUUGCAGUCGAGCUCCAGUGCCCAGCCGCCAACGCUGCGAUCGCCACCAGCCCCGCCAGUCCCUCCAGUCCUGGGCCAUCCGCCGUGGGCUUAGCCACCCAGGUGCAGAGCCAGCCCCACAGCCUCUUCAGAGGAGCCUCUCAAGCCCAAGCAGUAGCUGGUGUUAGGCACCAUCUCGUAGCCCUGGAAGCCGCUGUCACUGCCAUCCGCUGCACCAACGUCCGUCAGCCUGACAGAGUUAGAUAUGAAUCCCGUGCACCCAGAAAACGAGGAAAUGGCCACCAAAGAGAAGCUGCAAUGUCUGAAAGACUUCCACAAAGACAUCCUGAAGCCUUCGCCAGGGAAGAGCCCAGGCACACGGCCUGAGGAUGAGGCUGAGGGGAAGCCCCCUCAGAGGGAGAAGUGGUCCAGCAAGAUUGACUUUGUGCUGUCUGUGGCCGGAGGCUUCGUGGGUUUGGGCAACGUCUGGCGUUUCCCGUACCUCUGCUACAAAAAUGGUGGAGGUGCUUUCCUCAUACCGUAUUUUAUUUUCCUGUUUGGGAGCGGCCUGCCUGUGUUUUUCCUGGAGGUCAUCAUAGGCCAGUACACCUCAGAAGGGGGUAUCACCUGCUGGGAGAAGAUCUGCCCCUUGUUCUCUGGCAUUGGCUACGCAUCCAUCGUCAUCGUGUCCCUCCUGAAUGUGUACUACAUUGUCAUCCUGGCCUGGGCCACAUACUACCUAUUCCAGUCCUUCCAGAACGAGCUUCCCUGGGCCCACUGUAACCACAGCUGGAACACCCCGCAUUGCAUGGAGGACACCCUGCGGAAGAACGAGAGUCUCUGGGUCGCCAUUAGUACCACCAACUUCACCUCACCUGUCAUCGAGUUCUGGGAGCGCAAUGUGCUCAGCCUGUCCUCCGGGAUCGACGACCCAGGCGCUCUGAAAUGGGACCUUGCGCUCUGCCUCCUCUUAGUCUGGCUCGUCUGUUUUUUCUGCAUCUGGAAGGGGGUUCGAUCCACAGGCAAGGUUGUCUACUUUACCGCCACUUUCCCGUUUGCCAUGCUUCUGGUGCUGCUGGUCCGUGGACUGACCCUGCCAGGUGCUGGUGAAGGCAUCAAAUUCUACCUGUACCCCGACAUCAGCCGCCUCGAGGACCCACAGGUGUGGAUCGACGCUGGAACCCAGAUAUUCUUUUCCUAUGCCAUCUGCCUGGGGGCCAUGACCUCACUGGGAAGCUACAACAAGUACAAGUAUAACUCGUACAGGGACUGUAUGCUGCUGGGAUGCCUGAACAGUGGUACCAGUUUUGUGUCUGGCUUCGCAAUUUUUUCCAUCCUGGGCUUCAUGGCACAAGAGCAAGGGGUGGACAUUGCUGAUGUGGCUGAGUCAGGUCCUGGCUUGGCCUUCAUUGCCUACCCAAAAGCUGUGACUAUGAUGCCGCUGCCCACCUUUUGGUCCAUUCUGUUUUUUAUUAUGCUCCUCUUGCUUGGACUGGACAGCCAGUUUGUUGAAGUCGAAGGACAGAUCACAUCCUUGGUUGAUCUUUACCCGUCCUUCCUAAGGAAGGGUUAUCGUCGGGAAAUCUUCAUCGCCAUCGUGUGUAGCAUCAGCUACCUGCUGGGGCUGACGAUGGUGACGGAGGGUGGCAUGUAUGUGUUUCAACUCUUUGACUACUAUGCAGCUAGUGGUGUAUGCCUUUUGUGGGUUGCAUUCUUUGAAUGUUUUGUUAUUGCCUGGAUAUAUGGCGGUGAUAACUUAUAUGACGGUAUUGAGGACAUGAUUGGCUAUCGGCCUGGGCCCUGGAUGAAGUACAGCUGGGCUUUCAUCACGCCAGCUCUCUGUGUUGGAUGUUUCAUCUUCUCUCUUGUCAAGUAUGUACCCCUGACCUACAACAAAGUCUACGUGUACCCUGAUUGGGCGAUUGGGCUGGGCUGGGGCCUGGCCCUUUCCUCUAUGGUGUGUAUCCCCAUGGUCAUUGUCAUCCUCUUCUGCCGGACGGAGGGACCGUUCCGCGUGAGAAUCAAAUACCUGAUAACCCCCAGGGAACCCAACCGCUGGGCUGUGGAGCACGAGGGGGCCACGCCCUUCAACUCCCGCUCGAACCUCAUGAAUGGCGCACUCAUGAAACCCAGUCACGUCAUCGUGGAGACCAUGAUGUGAGGUCCGGGCCAUGCGACAGGCGCCGCUCCCCUGCUGUUUACUAACGUUAGAUUCUCAUAGGACCAGGUUUACAGAGCUUUAUAUUUGUACUAGGAUUUUUUUUUUAAUUGUCACAGAAAAUGUUACUCUAUGUGUAUGUGUGUGUGUGUGUGUCAUGUGUGUGUCUAUGUGUAUUUUGUUUUGAUUUGGGGGAUAUUUUGUACAAAAAGAACCCACGGGCCUAUGUCCUGGGGAGAGGAUGGACUUUCUUAUUGAUUUUGAUGUAUUUUAUGGGAACUUGGUAAAUUUUUCUUUGUAUUUUUUUUAACAUAUAAUGAUAUAUAUACUUAGAGUCUGUCAUACACUUUACCACUUGAAUUGGUCUUGCCAGCAAUGGAUUUCAUUUUCAAAAGCAAUUCUUCGGUGCUUAUAUAGCUGGCAGAAAAUUCUGCCCAAAAACAAACAAAAAAAAAAGAAAGAGAAAAAGAAAAACACCUAAAUGCUGGGUGGAAUUUUCCUAUGAUGAUGGAUACAUCUUCAAGAAAGGUAUAGUCCCUUCUGGGCUGGUUCAGGAGGAAGAACACAGCUGAGGAGAGGGAGCCCCCACUAGCUGAACAGACCUGAGGGGCAGGAGAGAGCAGGGCUGUGGGGAGAACCAUCACUCUUUCUCAACCAACAAGAAAGACGCCAAAAUAAUAACUCCCCCCUCAGCAUGAAGGAUUGAUUCUAAGAGCAGCCGAAGCCAUUGGACCAGGGCCCAACCCCCUCCCUUUUAUUUUGGAGUAGAGGGUGGGUAGUCAGUGGGAUUGUCUGAACCACCAUGGGUCUUAGAGGCAGGAAUGGGAAGUCUGAAAGGCAGGCGUGAAUGGGGCUGCGAUCUGGGAGCCUCAGCUGGCUUAGGCAGAAACCUGGGCCUUUCUUGAGCAUUCGAUACAGUUGCCUGAGGCCAGUCCACAGGAGCUGCAAGGGCUUCAGAGUCAGGAUCACACACAAGAAGGGGCCGUUGUAUCUGAAUGGAGUCAUGGCGGAUGGUGGUCAGGGCAUUCCCCAAGCAGAAUGCAUUUUGGUGAGGGCCAGGAGGGAAGCCAGUGGACCAAAGGAUAUUAGCAGCUCAGGAGAGUGAGUGUACCCCAGACUGGCAAGUAUACCCCAGGAGGGCACUUUCCUCCUUUGCCUCUUGACAAACUCUUGCUAAAGAUGCCACCCUAGGGCCAUCCAGCUCCUAGCACAGAAUGUCCAGCGUGGCUAUAGAUGCUGGAACUUAAAGGAUUUUAAGUUCAAGUACAGAGCCAACUCGGUAGUGACCUCAGAUACUGUUUCCAAGCCUCUGCAGUGGCUGUUGAACAGGUGUUUGCCCCCUCGCCCCCAGGGAACUGAGAGAAGACAAAGGUGAAUUUUAUAGGUUGAGGUUGUCUCCACAGAGAUUGAGGCCAGUGCCCCAGAGCUGGCUGACCUCAGGCAGGUCUGUUUCCUUCUGAACCAGGAGAGGGCGCUACACCUUCACCCCAGCCUCCACUGGGCCCAGCUGUGCCAUCCUGAACCAACUUGCCCUCCUGACAAAUGUACACAUUUUUCUGUCUCCAAAGUGUCUGCCAAGUGACCCUCUAGUCCUCUUCCAGUGGUUGUUGAGUCAGCCACCCGUGAUUGUACCGUGUUCCUACUGUCCUGUGUAUUUCUGGUUGCUCUUGUGUUAAUGUGAGUGUUGGAGUUUUUCUUCCCUGAUUUUACCAACUUGUAACGUGUCCUGUUUUUCUUUUGUUUUAUGGAACCUUAAAAGUAACCACUGUGGGUGAUUGAAGACAGGUGAAAUGUAAGGGAGAGGGGGCUCAUCCAGCUGCGUCUGUGGUCAUGCCUGCCUACCCUUCCCCUCCGCCAGGCACGCCACUCUGGUGAGCCUUCAGUAUUUUGGGUUGGCAGACAAAUGGCACCAUUCUGGAAAUGGCCUGACAAAGGCCUUUUUAUCAUUCCCAGAUCAAAUUCUAGACCAAAGACACAGCGGGCCAAGUCCCCAGGCCCUGCCUGGGUGGAAGGCCAGCCACCUGCUGAGCCCACUCCCCAACAGUGUCCCUGCACUUGUCUUCAAUACUCACCACUGUCACCCAGCCCCUGGCCCUGAUAGCCCUUGUUGUGAUCUUGUCUUUCCAUGUCUGCAUGUAAGUAACAUUUUGAAGUAGAGCUCAUGACUCUGGUCCACCUGCCUCUUGGAGAGAGGGAGGGCUAAGCUGUCUACCAACCAGCCCUUGCCUGGAACAGGUCAGAUUGUGCCCUGCCUGUCAGAUGUGGGCAGGAAGCAAGGUACAAUGCCAGAUUUAGAUGAGGACCAUGGUGGGCCCAAGAGGACUCUCCUGGGCGAUGUUAUUUGGUCCCAAGAGCUUCAUUAGCCCCCAUGUGGAGGAUCCCUACUGGGUGCUGUGGACAGUCCCAGAGGAGCCCCAAUCCAAGGCACUUUUGUAAACAGGAAAACUGAGGCCUAGGGUAGGAGAGACUUUUUGUGAGCUGAGUGGAACUGGAUAAUUGAGUCAUUUGUAGCUCCAGGCUCUCCAGGUAUGGGCAGAAGGAAAGCAGGACCAGGGCAUUGUCUAAUUAACCCAGGCCUUCCCUGUCAACUAGAGGCCAGACUGAUAGGGCCCCCUGCCUAUGCUCAUAGAGCAGAGAGCAGCGCCCACUUCUGCCCAACCUCACUCUCCUGCUCCCCGCAGGCCCAUGCUACCCUUCCCUCCUCCCCCAAAGCCUUUAGGAGCUAGGAAUUGAUACCCUCCCGCCACCCCCCCCCUUCCCCCGACCAACUUGCACCACAGAAACUGAGGGCCAAAGACAUUGCUAGUAUGAAGAGCCUUAGGCAGGCUGUAAUGGCAGGCCUUUGGCCUCCAUGCAGCCUGAGGCUACGCAGGAAGUAGCCUGAGAAGGUUUCUUUCCUUCUUGGGAAGGAAGAUCUUGGGGAAGGUUCCCUCUAGGCCUCUGGCCCCUAGUCCUUAUCUCCCUGGAAGACCAUGCAGACCGUAACAAAACAGGAGGAGAAAGUAGCAUGGGUCCCCUCUGCACAGGAAGGGGCUUUCUGUAUCCCAGGGUGUCACUACCAUGGCCAACAGCAUUCCAGCCCUGCUCCUCUGGAUGGGGCAAUGCUCUAGACAGUCUAAAGAGGCACCGAUCCCGGUUCCUCUCUCCAAGAUGCAGACACAAGCCAGGAAGGCACCUUACAGAAGGCCCUUCACAGCCCACUCAAUCCUGAGACCCCCGUCCCCACGGACACUGUAAAUACCUCUGUGUGCACAUCCCUCCUUCAUCAAGUCCAAAACCACACACAAAACAAAACCUAGAUACCCCGAGAUGGAGAGGGGUGCCCCGGAAGCCAGACGCAGGGCUCCCGCCGCCCUUCCUCCAUGCUGACCUCCCAGUAGUUGGGGCUUCACAGGAAGCUGGCUUUCCAUGCUCUUUGGGAGGGUAGAGGGGUGGUGGUGGUGUCAUUACAGGCAUGUUCUGGCAUGUUCCCUGAAGGACAGAGCAUCUUGUUAUAUAUUUGGCUUCAAAAUGAGAUGGUAGCUCCAUUUUUUUUUUUUAAACCCAAUUAAUCUUUCCAAUCCCUAACAACUGUGACUCUGUAUUUAGCACAAGAGAAAGCUGAGAACGUGGGUUUUGCCUCCUUCAGAAAUAUGUCUGGCUCAUCAAGACAUUUUUUUAAGAACUUCAAAAUAUUUUUAAGAUAUUUUAAACUUUUGUAAAAAAUAAAAAACAAAAAAACAAACGCACACAAAAGAAAAACCUAAAACCAACCAACGAGGGGAGGAGCGUUUAUGUUUGAAGGAUCCUUGGUGUGUGACCUGUCUUGCAGUAUACAAGCUCUGUGUAUUGAUGUUUAACGACGACGACCCUGCAUUUUGCAGGAUUUCGUUUUUUUUUUCCUCUUUUGCUUUUUAGAUGAAUAUGUAUAUUGAUAUUUUAAAUCCAUCUUUGCUUUUUUUAGAGGAGUUUAUAAUCACCUUGUAACACAACAAUAAACAUUUCCUUUUUAAAAUCCAAGAA